Molecule: messenger RNA, 2486 nt
Organism: Didymodactylos carnosus
Lineage: Eukaryota; Metazoa; Rotifera; Eurotatoria; Philodinida; Philodinidae
Source: the annotation of a GenBank genome assembly
CAAGAAUAUCAAGAGAGAAUACAUGAAAUAGAGAGACGACCAGCCAAAACAGUUGUGCAAGAGGUAAUUUGAAUAAAAUCAUGUGUACAUACGUUACACUACUCUCAUUCUAGGUUGUACGCGAGGAUACCACUAGAAUCGACCACUUAGAGCGAAGUAUUCAAGAAUAUCGAGAGAGAAUACAUGAAAUAGAGAGACGACCAGUCAAAACAGUUGUCCAAGAAGUAAAUUCGAUAAACUCAUGUCUACGUUCGUUACAAAACUCCGAUUAUAGGUUGUACGCGAGGAUACCACUAGGAUCGAACAGUUAGAGCGCACUAUUCAAGAAUACAGACAAACUAUUAGCGAACUUAAACAACGACCAGUCAAAACAGUUGUGCAAGAAGUAAAUUCGAUAAAAUCAUGUGUACAUUCGUUAAAAAACUCUCAUUAUAGGUUGUACGCGAGGAUACCACUAGAAUCGCUCUGUUGGAGCGUAGUAUACAAGAAUAUCGAGAGAGAAUACAUGAAAUAGAGAGACGACCAGCACAGACCAUUGUGCAAGAAGUAAUUCGGAUAGAAUCAUGUGUACAUUAGUUACACUACUCUCAUUAUAGGUUGUCCGUGAGGAUACCACUAGAAUCACCCAGCUGGAGCGAAGUAUUCAAGAAUAUCAAGAGAGAAUUUAUGAAUUAGAGAGACGUCCAGUCAAAACCGUUGUGCAAGAAGUAAUUUAAAUAAACUCAUGUGUAUAUUCGUUACACUACUGUCAUUAUAGGUUGUACGCGAGGAUACCACUAGAAUCGAACAGUUAGAGCGUAGUAUUCAAGAAUAUCGAGAGAGAAUACACGAAAUAGAGAGACGACCAGUACAAACCAUUGUGCAAGAAGUAAAUUGGAGAAAAUCAUGUCUACAUUCGUUACAAAACUCUGUUUAUAGGUUGUACGCGAGGAUACCACAAGAAUCGACCAGCUAGAGCGAACUAUAAAAGAAUACAAACAAACUAUUAGUGAACUUAAACAACGACCAGUAAAAACAGUUGUCCAAGAAGUAAUUUGCACAGCAUCAUGUGUACAUAUUUUAAGUUACUCUCAUUAUAGGUUGUACGCGAGGACACCACAAGAAUCGCCCAGUUAGAGCGUAGUAUUCAAGAAUAUCAAGAGAGAAUUUAUGAAAUAGAGAGACGACCAGUAAAAACAGUUGUCCAAGAAGUUGUCCGUGAGGAUACCACUAGAAUCGCCCAGUUGGAGCGAAGUAUUCAGGAAUAUCAAGAGAGAAUUUAUGAAUUAGAAAGACGACCAGUCAAAACAGUUGUCCAAGAAGUUGUACGCGAGGAUACCACCAGAAUCGAGCAGUUAGAGCGAACUAUUCAAGAAUACAGACAAACUAUUAGCGAACUUAAACAACGACCAGUAAAAACAGUUGUGCAACAGAUUGUACGCGAGGAUACAAGCAGAAUCGCACAGUUAGAGCAAAUUAUUAGCGAACUUAAACAACGACCAGUAAAAACAGUUGUGCAAGAGGUUGUACGCGAGGAUACAAGCAGAAUCGCCCAUUUAGAGCAAAUUAUUAGCGAGCUUAAACAACGGCCAGUGAAAACAGUCGUGCAAGAAGUUGUCCGUGAGGAUACGACUAGAAUCGACCAGUUAGAGCGAAGUAUUCAAGAAUAUCAAGAAAGAAUUCGUGAAAUAGAGAGACGACCAGUAAAAACAGUUGUACAAGAGGUUAUACGCGAGGAUACUAGUAGAAUCGCCGAGUUAGAGCUGGCUAUUCAAGAAUAUAGACAAACUAUUAGUGAACUUAAACAACGGCCAGUUAAAACUGUUGUACAAGAAGUUAUACGUGAGGAUAGUAGUAGAAUCGCCGAGUUACAGCUGGCUAUUCAAGAAUAUAGACAAACUAUUAGUGAACUUAAACAACGACCAGUAAAAACAGUUGUGCAAGAAGUUGUUCGUGCGGAUACCACUAGAAUCGACCAGUUAGAGGGGAGUAUUCAAGAAUAUAAACGACAAAUAAGUGAAUUAAUUUCUGCCAGAGAUUAUGGUAGUUCCAGUACUGUUCGAAGUUCACAAGAACAUAUAAAUGUUAAUUUCCAUAUUUCAUGUGACGAAAAUGAAUUAAAAGAUGAAAACGACUUGAUGGUUGAACAAUUACGAGGUCAAUUAAUAGCGAUGAAACAAACUUUACAACACACAAUAACUGAUACAAAUGAUGAAAUCAAACAAUUACGACAAAAAAUAAUGGAUCUAGAACAAGAAUCAAGGACAAAAGUAACAUAUGAAGUCACUAGUGAUUCGAAUAGUUUACGAUCAGAAAUUCAAGACAAAGAACAUGAAAUAAAUGCAUUGAAAAGAAAGCUUGACGAUAAUGCAAGUGAAAUUACAAGACUUCGACAAACAACAGUUUAUCGUGCUGAACCAGCGCGAGUGCAAGGUAAAAAUACGAUGCCUAUAAUUCGACAUUCAAGUAAAGAUUUUUUUUCGAGUUAUUUAUACAUAAUUGGAUAG